UUCAAAUAAAAGUUACUUCUAAUAUUAUUAUCUAUAUUUUUUGUUUUAUGUCAAAAUUUCCUGAAAUGGUCCGUAUUCGAGAAAUUUGACAAAAUGUGCAAAAUUCUCAUUUUUAUGAAAAAAAUAAAAGUUGUUUGCGAUGUCGAUCUCUAUAAUUUUUGUUUAUACAUGAUUUUUCUAAAAUGGACCGAAAUGAAAAAUUGUAGGAAAUAUAUAUUUUUCCGUAUUUUCGUUUUCAAUGAAUAUCUAUAGAAAAAUGUUUCUAGGUAGAUGUAUGUGGACAAUGUAUAUAUUUAGUUUAUCCUCUAAAUAUUUAUAGAGAUGUUGCAAUAGGUUGUACAAAAUAACCGGAAAAAGCCUAUAAUAACUAGAUAGGAAAGUCAUGUGUUGGACACAUCAGAUUUUUUAAAAACCAUGUUUAGUAGAUUUCUAUAAUAUAUACCUCACUGAUUCCAGAAAUCGAAUAGUUUUCUUUGUUCAGUAGAGUGUAGAUAGCGAUUUUUAUACUCUGCCAAUUUGACCGCUCUGAAGAAGCCGAUACUGGAUAAAUAAAUUUUUUUUCAAUUUUUCAUUAAUUUGGAUUCUCCCUGUAUGUUUUCCAAUCAACAAAUAUUCUUGUAAAGCAACAAAGUUUUAAUUACAUUACAAAACAUUUUAUUUAAUCAACACCUGACCACAAAUUAAACAAUUCUAAACAAUAACUAAUCUAAACAAAUACUUAGAAUUUGUUUAUAAUAUUGCGUUAUCUGCUGAAUGGACAAACAAUUGACCCAGUAAAAAUUUAUGCAAAUAUGCGGUAGUUUAUGCAAAAAAAAUUAGUACAGGAUUUUUUGUCAGAGAAAUCUGACUUACACAGUUUUAUUUUGAAAAUGCAAAAGUAAAAGUUUAGAAAAUGGAGAUUCAAAAACAAGUGAUUUUGUUGCUGGUAAUUAUCGUUGUCGAAUUUCAUUGUGAAGAAGCAGUUAUUGGCAAUGAAGGGUUAGAACUCCCAAAAGAAAAUGAAGAGUUUCAAGAAAUUAUCGAAAAAGAACUUAACUCGCCACUUUUAUCAGAAGUUAACGACUCUGAAUUGCCAGAGAAUCCAUUUGCUGUAAAAGAAAAAAGAUGUCCUAAAUAUAGACUAGGUUCACCAUUACUUGGCUCAUCUCUCAACUCAAAUAACGACGACAACAAAAACCACAAACUCUAUAAAACGUUUUGCAAAACUUGUCUAAUGAGAAACAACUGCGCUAGCAUAAGCGAGUGCCCUCUUUGCAAAAAAUGGUGUUCGUCAACAUCAAAACUUUGUUCAGAAACAGACGCGGAUGGCGAUACGAAAGGAAAACUUAGUGAAGAUGAACAACCGAAAGAUGAGAUGGUGUCUCUAGCGAAUCGGGGAAGUUUCAAUAAUGACGAGGAGAAAAUAAAAGAUAGUACUCAUAUUAUUAUCCUAAAUCGUGGCGAUUUACUUGAAAUUGUGCUUAGCUUGUUGGGGAUUCAUGAUACUACAAAUGUGCAGAAUAUGACUAUAUCAAUAAAAACCAAAGAAGGCAAACCAAUAGUUUUAAAUAACGAAGAAAAUUCAUUAAGAGAUGAAAAAUUGGCCGAAAAAUUAAAGGAUAUAUGCGCUUUUAGUAAAAAAUUUCCAAUAGACGAAGAAAAAAAUUCGAAUCAUGAGAAACUACAUGAACUGGUAGAAGAAUUAUUAAAUAAGUUACGUUCCUAUUCACCCGAUGACGGUUCACCAACUGCUUCGGCUAACGAUGAUUCUCCUGCUGUUGGUUCACCAAAUGAUAAUCCAGGAGUUGCUUCGAGACUUAAAGAUGCAGAAUCUAUAGAAAAACUACUCCAUCAAAGUCUGAUGAAUCCUGAUAUCAUUGAAGAUACUCCGGAUAUGGCACAGAUGGGAGAUCAGCGAAUUCGGACGAAUUCUGGUUUGUUGCAGAGUCCUGCAGAAGAACAGCAAAUUAAUAGCCAAUCUGGAAAUCCUGCAUCAAGAAAAAACUACGAACCAUUAAAUUCCAAAGACUUUAUUGAUAUAAAAGAUCAAAACCUUGGAACAUCAUUCAGUGGCAAUAAAAUAUUUGAUAACAACGAUUUUGAAGAAGAAGAGGAAGAAGCUGAAGAAAUACAAAAACCUUUAGUCGGUGCUGCAUCAGCUGCAAAACCGUUCUCGGCGAAAAUAAAUACAAAUUUUAAUCUAAAACCGCAAGAAGUUAUGGACAGACUCCAGUCACAACACAGUCAGAAUUCUGAAUUAAAUAAAAUAUUCGAUCACAACGAUUUUGAAGAAGGAGCUGAAGAAAUACAGAAACCUUUAAUGGGUGCUGCAUCAGCUGCAAAACCGUUACUGGCAAAAAUAGCUAAUACAAAUUUUGAUCUUAAGCCGCAGGAAGUCAUGAACAGACUCCAGGCACAACAUAAUCAGAAUUCUGAAUUAUUUAAUAAACAAUCAGAUGCAUUUAAUAAAAUUACAGACCACAAUCAUGUAGGAGAUAGUAAAAUAGAAGAAGCACAGGAAGCGACAUCGGCUGCAAAACAAUUUUCUCAAUUUAAUAAAAAUAAUGAAGACAAAUUAGGAGAACCAAUUAUUCAUUCUCUACAUCAUCAUCCUCUACAUCAUAUCCCCAUUAAACAUAUUCCUCAUCACCAUAAUAUUCACCAUAAUAUUCACCAUAAUAGUCCUCACCAUCAUAUUCCCCACCAUCAUAUUCCACAUAAUUUAUUUGACCAUCAUAGAUCAAGUGAACCUGAUGACCAAUUUGCAACUGAUGACAGUCAACUUUUUAAAAAUAGAGAAAAUGAAUUAAAUUCUAGAUUUAAUCCUCAACAAUAUGGAGAAUCAUUAUAUAGUCCAAUAAAUUCUAGAUUCUCUUCGCAGCAAUAUGACAGCCCUGUUGGACAAACAUUUAACGAGUUCAAUAACCGAUUGGUUCCUCAUCAAUAUAAUAAUAUUGAUCAAUUAAAUUCUCGAUUUAAUCCAGAGCAAAUGAAUGGUGUCGUUGGACAAUCUAAUGAUAGAAAUAAUCAGUUUAAUUCUGGAUUUGCCUCACAGCAAUAUAAUAAUCCUGUCGGUCAGACAUUCUAUAAUAGAGAGAGUGAAUCCAAUCAUUUACUUCCUUUCCAACAAUUUGAAAAUCCGCAUGGACAACCAAUGAAUAGGAACAGCAAAUCAAAUUCAAGAUUUGUUCCUCAGAUGUUUGAUAGAAAUGCAAAUGUUCCAUCAGAAGUUGGUUCUAGUCAUAGUAAUGAAGAUGCAAUAAAAUUGUCUUCAUCUGAUGAUAACUCAUUAUUCUUCCAUGACAAAGAUAAACACAAUAAAAUUGAAACUCCUACUAGUCGUAGCCAAUUUUUAGUAGGAUCAAAAGACCCACAACAUUAUGAAAGUUUGAAUUCCGAUAUAAAUAUUGAUAACAAGCAUCUGGACAACCAUCAAAAAACUAAUGAAGAUAAAACAAAUGUUGUAGUGUCUAUGCCGAAUGUAGAUUCAGGAAAAAAUAAUCUAGGCAUAAGCAGUGACACAUUUAAUUCCAUUGAAAAUGAUUCGCAAUCGAAGCAAAAUCCCUUUAGUGCUAGAGCUAGUGAGCUGAUGAAGAAACUGAAGGAUAGGCAAGACCAGACGAUGCAGAGAUUGGAAAAUCAGAAACAACAGUUAGAAAAAGCGAAGGAAAAUAUUUUGGGUAUGGUCAAACCAGUAGAUGGCGUUAAAACGUUUGAUAAAGACACAAACACCAGUCCAUCAAAGACAAGUGACGAUUCCAAAUUACAAUCCACUCUUGAAAACAUUCCAAACGAAAGUAAAAACAUUGCUGCCACAGCUGACACAUUCCUUAGAUCUCAAUCAGCAUUAGAUAAAGUGAAAGAUCUUUCCAAUUCUCAAAAUCAACAAAAUACCAACGACUUGCCUCACCUUUUAAGUCGAAAUAAUGAGGAAAUUGUUGGCAGCCAACCUUUAGAAAAUAGCUUUGAAAGAAUGGCGCCCGACAACGUACCUAAUAGUCGUUCAUUCUCCAAUUCUAGACCUGCAAGUAGCAGACAAACUCUUCCCGAAGAAGAUCCUUUGGAAGCACUUGAUCUAGAUAGAGACUCAGUAGUUGGAAUGCCUACACCUGAUGUAGAUACUCGUGGAAAAUUUGAAGAUUCCAAUUCUUUAGGAAAAAUUAUUCCCGCCCAAAAAGAUGCUGAUAUAUCUUUCAAAAAUCUAUCUGAUAUCUACUUCAUUGGCAAUGGCAUUAAACUCCCUCUUCAAAUGGUAAGAAAAAGCGAUGGAGCUGUGCAUUUUUCAAUAGACGUCGAUAAACUCUGCUCUUGCAAUAACACUUCUUGUCCUAAAAACCACACAGCAAAAGAACUCGAGCAAACUGUUGAAGCUAUAUUGGAAAAAGAAGCUGAACUCAAGAAUGAAUUAGAAGAUUUUGGUGAUGUGCCGCUAGGGAUGGCUGCGCCUAAUAUAAAUUUUGAUAACGAUCAUAAAGAAAAAGAAAGAAACCAAAGAGAAAUAAUAAGGAAAAAUAAUUUUAUCAAUAUCAAAAAUAGAAUAGCUAAUAAGUUUUUGAAUUCCAUAGAAGACGAAAGAGAUGAUUUUAGGAUAAAAAGAUCUAUUGAUGAAAACGUUGUCGAAUCCGAUGAACAAGUAUUUGAAACAGAAAAUAUAUCACCGUCUAUCACACGUGUUAUUCGAAAAGGUUUUAAAGAUAUAAAAAAAGCAAUUUCAAGUAUACCAAAAAAUACUCAGCUCGUAACAACUCGUCUUCUGAUGCCUGAUGAUAGGAGUAAUAUCAUGCAACCAACGCACAAUAUUUUCGAGUCCAAAACUUUAGAAGAUAACAACGAAAAUGUCAUUCCCAUUUCUAAAUUAUAUAAAUUUAAAGGCUUAGAAGAUCAGCUUGCCAAAAAGAUUGAAAACAUUGAAAAAACCGUAGAUAAUUAUUCCAAAAUAGAUGACCAGAUUUUUGAAAACGAAUCGGCUGUUUUAAAUAAGUUCAACGAAAAUCCGAUAAUAAAGAAAGAAGUCGGUUUGGCCAGCGAUGUUUUAGGAUUUUUCAAGAAGUUAGCUGUUGAUAGUGCGAAACAUAAGAAUUUAUAACGUAAUGAUUUUAUAUUUUUUAAGGAAACAUGAAAUUAUAAAAAUAAAAAUAUUUUAAAUUGA
Messenger RNA from Psylliodes chrysocephalus, 5128 nucleotides. Lineage: Eukaryota; Metazoa; Arthropoda; Insecta; Coleoptera; Chrysomelidae. The record is from the annotation of a GenBank genome assembly.